AAAAUCUAAUAGAAAUCCUCACCAUGAAGUGCCGAACGCAUAUCGUACAAAAUGUUGUUUGAAAUAAUUGAAUAGAGCCACAUGGCACGAUCCCAAGACAGUGUCCAAGUGCCAAAACCAAAAGUAGGUCGACAGCAAGAAUUUUUUAUGAUUAGAAACUCCAGCGGGACAUCUUACUUCAGUUUGUGGGGAAGUUGGAGGACCUGGAGAAUUGUGAUCCUAUAUCCACUCUGAAGAACAAAUCAACCAACUCAGCUCAUCAAGAAACUUGUCUAGGUACCAAAGGUGCUCAUGCACUUGGCAGGAAUUUCAGAAUGCAUCGUCAGCUUAAGUUCACUGUUCCAGAAGCAAUGGCAGAUAAUCAGAGAAUUCAUCCGGUGGUACGGGUUGCAACAAGCACCACGGCACCUUUAGUGCCACCGUGCUCUUCUGUUUCAGAAAAAGGAACCCAAGUCCAUCGAGCUUCUCCGUUGCAAGGUGGCAGACCCAUGAUUCCCCCAAAGCCAAGGAAACGAAAAGGCUGUUGCUGCAGGAUCUUGUGCGGGAUCAUUAGCCUCCUCCUUCUCAUACUGAUCCUCAUUGGAAUAGUUGCCGCAGUUAUUUACUUUGUCUUCCAACCCAAAAUUCCACAGUAUUCUGUUGACCGCCUUCAAAUAAGUGCUUUGAGGCUCAACUUCGACCUGACCCUGUAUGCACAAUUUGACGUGAAGAUUACGGCCACCAAUCCAAACAAAAAGAUUGGAAUCUAUUAUGAGAAGGGUGGCAGAUUAAGCGUGUGGUAUACAAAUGAUAAGCUAUGUGAAGGAUCAUUGCCAAGAUUCUACCAAGGUCACCAGAACACAACGAGACUCGACAUUACCUUGACUGGCCAAAGCGAGUCUGGGAGCACCAUAAUGAAAGCACUGCAGCAGCAACAGCAAACAGGACAAAUCCCUCUCGAUCUAAAAGUUGAUGCACCGGUGUCAGUCGAACUAGGCACAAUGAAGUUGAGGAAGGUUAGAAUCUUGGGCCGAUGUUCCCUGGUGGUGGACAGCUUGAGUACCAAUAGCUUGAUCAGCAUCAAAGCAAGCAAGUGUAGGUUUGGGAUAAAGCUUUAAAUUGUUUAAUUGUCAUGAGUUGCUUCUUAUUUUUUUCAGUUUCUUCUGUAGACUCAAUUUCAAUAUUCUCUAGACAGAGAAGAUUCAUUUACAGAUUGUUGGAAACUAUGAUUUGUCAGAUGACCUAUACACAUUCCUUUUAUGAAUUUCCUCACUCUCUCUCUCUCUCUCUCUCUCUCUCUCUCUCUCUCUCACA
Molecule: messenger RNA, 1293 nt
Organism: Rhodamnia argentea
Lineage: Eukaryota; Viridiplantae; Streptophyta; Magnoliopsida; Myrtales; Myrtaceae
Product: NDR1/HIN1-like protein 6
Exons: 3
Coding region: 315-1097 (260 amino acids)
Cellular component (GO): plasma membrane
Source: RefSeq, a predicted model, not a curated record